Molecule: messenger RNA, 2285 nt
Organism: Hibiscus syriacus
Lineage: Eukaryota; Viridiplantae; Streptophyta; Magnoliopsida; Malvales; Malvaceae
Product: U-box domain-containing protein 17-like
Exons: 2
Coding region: 41-2191 (716 amino acids)
Biological process (GO): protein ubiquitination; cell surface receptor signaling pathway
Cellular component (GO): nucleus; cytoplasm
Molecular function (GO): ubiquitin-protein transferase activity; protein binding
Source: RefSeq, a predicted model, not a curated record
ACCUUUUGGUUUUAGAAAUUCAUCUUUGGGGUUAUCGACAAUGGCAUCAGCUGCUAUUUUCUCUUCUCUAAGGAGGCGAAGGUCGCCGUCUCUAGAGGCUUUCUUGGCCCCCGUUGACUUAACCGGAGUAUCCCUCGUUCGAACCCUUGCAAAUCUCUCCUCCGAGCUUGUUUCUUGCUUUUCCAACAAUGUUUUCUUCUUUCAACGAAGAAAUUCUCGAUCCUUGAUUCGAAAGGUUGAAGUUGUUGUUCUUCUUUUGGAGUAUUUGAGGGAUUCGAGUUCAGGGUCCAUGUCGAACCGGCCUUCGACAGCCGUAUUGUGCUUCAAGGAGCUCUAUUUGUUGCUGUAUAGGUCCAAGAUACUGCUUGAUUAUUGCUCUCAAUCCAGUAAGUUAUGGCUUCUGUUUCAAAACCACUCGAUUUCAGGUCAUUUCCAUGAUUUGAACCGAGAAAUUUCGACCCUUUUGGAUGUUUUUCCAAUAAAUGAAGUUAAUUUGAGUGAUGAUGUUAGGGAACAAGUUGAGCUAUUGCAGAAACAGGCUAGGAAAGCAAAACUGAUUGUUGAUAAAAGUGAUGAGAAUUUAAGGCUUAGAUUCUUUUCAUUUCUUGAUGAAUUUGAGCAUGGGAGGGUACCGAAUCAUGUUGAAUUGAGGCUGUUCUUUGUGGAGAGAUUGGGGAUUAAGGAUGCCAAAAGUUGCAGGUCUGAAAUUGAGUUUUUGGAGGAGCAGAUUGUUAAUCACGGGGGAGAUAUCGAACCUACGGUUUCUGUGCUUAAUGGAUUUGUUGCAAUAACCAGAUAUUGUAGGUUUUUGUUAUUCGGUUUCGAGGAAGAUGAGUUGCAGUUCUCUUUGGGGAAUAGGAAGAAACCGAGAAAAGGCUUGAUUACUCGGGUGAUUGCCGAUACGUUUUCAACUGUUCCGAAAGACUUUUGUUGCCCAAUAUCGUUGGGCUUGAUGAGAGACCCAGUGAUAAUUUCGACAGGGCAGACUUAUGAUCGGAUUUCAAUAGGUCGGUGGAUGGUGGAAGGGCAUUGUACUUGUCCGAAAACGGGGCAAAUGCUCGUCCAUAAUCGCCUUGUUCCUAAUCGGGCUUUGAGGAAUUUGAUCACGCAGUGGUGUACUGCUCAUGGUCUUCCGUACGAUCCUCCGGAAAUCACAGAUGCAUCUGCUGAAUCUUUUGCUGCAGCUUUGCCAAUCAAAGCAGCAACUGAAGCCAAUAGAGCAACAGCAACACUUCUUAUUCAGCAACUAGCUAAUGGAUCUCAGGGAGCUCAGACUGUAGCUGCUCGUGAAAUUCGCUUGCUGGCUAAAACAGGAAAGGAGAUUCGCGCUUUUAUUGCAGAGGCUGGGGCGAUAACGCACUUACAAAAGUUGUUGUCGUCCUCGAACCCUAUUGCUCAAGUGAAUUCUGUUACUGCAUUGCUGAACUUAUCCAUUUAUGAGAAGAACAAAAGUCGAAUUAUGGAUGAGGAUGGUUGUCUAGGAUCGAUUGUUGAAGUCUUGAGGCUCGGGCUCACAACGGAGGCCAGGCAAAACGCUGCUGCAACAUUGUUCAGCCUCUCUGCAGUUCACAACUAUAAGAAGAAAAUAGCGGAUCAGGGAGGAGCAGUCGAAGCCUUAGCAGAGUUGUUGAGAGUGGGGACACCCAGAGGGAGGAAGGAUGCAGUGACCGCUUUAUUUAAUCUGGCGACUCUCACAGACAAUUGUGAGAGCAUGAUAGAGGCUGGAGCAAUUACAGCACUCGUCAGAGCUUUACAAAAUGAAGGGGUGGCGGAGGAAGCAGCAGGUGCAUUGGCCUUCAUUGUCGGGCAGCCAAUCGGAGCCGAAGCUGUGGGGAAGGAAGAAACUGCAGUGGCAGGGUUAAUAGAAAUGAUGCGAUGCGGAACACCAAGAGGAAAAGAGAACGCUGUUGCAGCAUUGCUCGAGUUUUGCCGCACCGGUGGGGCCACCACAACUAAAAGAGUGCUCAAAGCCCCAGCGUUGGCUGGUUUACUUCAGGCGCUAUUGUUUACCGGUACAAAGCGAGCAAGAAGAAAGGCUGCAUCACUUGCUAGAGUGUUCCAGAGGUACGAGUAUGCAUCUUUACAUUUCGGAGGAUUGGGUGUCGGAUAUGCAUUUGCAGACAACUCAAAUACGAACAAUUCAAGUUUACCGGGCGAUGUGUCAGUCCCUAUGUCGAUUUCGGUAUUGUAACAACUCAUUAGUUCCCAUUUUUGUUGGCAAAUACAUUUCACAGAUUCAUUCAUUUAAAUUCCAGAUAUUGAAGAAGAAGAAAAGUUUACAGAAA